AUGGUGUGUUUGUCGGAAUCUUCUUAUACUCUUCUCAUGAAUGGGAAAUUACAGGGUAGUUUUGAGGGGAGGAAAGGUUUAAGACAGGGAGAUCCUAUUUCCCCUCUUCUCUUUGUGCUGGUAAUGGAGUAUCUCACUAGACUCCUUAAGCAAGUUGUUUAUAAUAGAGAUUUUAGGUUUCAUCCAAUGUGCAAACAUUUAAAAUUAGUGAACCUUUGCUUUGCGGAUGAUCUGAUCUUGUUCUGUAAGGGCAACUUUAGAUCAGUUCAGCUUAUGUUUGAGGGAUUUAUGAGUUUCUGCAAUAGUUCUAGGCUUGCUGCUAACUUGAAAAAGUCUCAAGUUUACUUUGGGGGAGUGGUUGCUGAGGUGAAGCAGAGUAUUCUGAAUUUUGUUGCACUUGGUGAGGGUAAUUUCCCUUUGAAGUACCUGGGGAUCUGUUUGAGACCUACGAAGUGGCAAGCUGCUGAUUGUGGGGAGAUUAUUAAGAAAAUUCAGGCUAAACUUCACAUGUGGGCGAGUGGACAUCUAUCAUUUGCUGGGAGAACUCAAAAUUUUCUCUGGGGCUCUUCUAAUAAUCGCAGCAAACUUCAUUGUACAUCGUGGGCUCAAGUUUGUCUCCCUAAAGCUCUUGGAGGUCUGGGUUUUAUGGAAGGAUCUGUUUGGAACAAAAUUCUCAUGGCUAAGUUCAUCUGGGCUUUGUCCACUAAACAAGAUGUGUUAUGGGUGAAAUGGAUUGAUGGAAUUUAUCUUAAGGGGCAAACUUUUUGGUCUUACCAUCUUAAAGCUGAUGUGAGUUGGUAUUGGCGUAAACUCUGUUACAUAAGGGAGACUUUCUCUGAUUAUAUUUUGGCUAAUGCAACUAUGAAUGGUAAACUUCGGUUGAAGGUUCUGUUAAGUAGCAUUCUUCAAAGACAUCCUGUUGAGUUUGCUAAGGUUGUUUGGUGUUGUCUUACUGUCCCUAAGCAUAGAUUUAUCCCGUGGCAAUCUGUUUUGGGUCAUCUUCUAACUAGGGACAAUUUAGUGAGGUGCCAGGUUUCUAUUGCUUCUGUGUUGUGCCCGGUCUGUGAGCAGGUGGAGGAAUCACAUUAG
Molecule: messenger RNA, 1089 nt
Organism: Humulus lupulus (European hop)
Lineage: Eukaryota; Viridiplantae; Streptophyta; Magnoliopsida; Rosales; Cannabaceae
Exons: 2
Coding region: 1-1089 (362 amino acids)
Source: RefSeq, a predicted model, not a curated record